AACUGUGCAGGUGAAACGUACUUACUUAAGCUUUGUGUGACACGGUUUAAUUUAUAUAAAAAAUUUUAAUACCCACAGCGCUAAAAAUAAAAUAUUAAAAUUAAUUAUAAUAAAAAUUAAACAAAUAUUAAUUAUUAUUGAAUUAUUUUAUUAAUAUUCACUUGAAGAGGAAAAUGUUGAAACGACAAGUUUUGCUGUGCGGACUAUUUUUCCUUUUUGCGUACUCCAUUUCGACUGAGGCAAUCGAGUGCAUUCAGUGUGAUUCGACAACCAAUGAAAAUUGCACCAAAAACGUAUCCGCAAUCACAACCAAGACCACUUGUGCUGACAAGGAAGUGUGCUACGUAUCCGUAAGUGACAAUAAAGUUACUCGGGGCUGUACACCAGCCUGUGAAAAUAACAAUUGUACAGCUUGUGCAACUGCUCUAUGUAAUGCCCACAAUGUUUGCAAAACCUGCAACUCAACUAAAGAUGCAAGUUGUGCACAAACUGAUGCAUCGGCGAUCGCAAGCACCGUCUGCUCUACUGCAAACACCAAAUGUUUGACGCAAAUUGGCAACAAAUAUGAGACAAUACGUAUGUGUGCUCCAGACAAUGUAGUCGAAAAUAAUUGCAAUAACGCUACAUGCAAAUUAUGCACUGGCGGCAAUUGUAACGUUGGUAUUUUCCCAACUAAUCGUAUUCAUUGCUAUCAGUGCACAGAUAGUGUUUGCCUGGAUGUUUCCACUAGCGAAGCUACAUCAACACCGUGUCCUUUGUACAGUGUCAAUGAUAAGUGUUAUAUGACAGCAGCAGACGAAACACAUAUCACACGUGGAUGUAUGUCCGAUCCAACUGCUGCUGCUGCUUGUAGUGAUGACAAAUGUUACCAAUGUAGUGUUGACAAUUGCAACUCCAAUGGCUACAAGCGUAAGCAAUCAAUUAAAUGUGUACAGUGCAACAACAAUUCCACAUGCACUUGGGCACAAAAUCCAAAUGAUGCAACAGACUGUAAGGAUAUUGUGUAUAAUCAAAAAGAUGCAUGUUAUACACAAAAAGACAGUAAUACAACAGUCAUUCGAGGAUGUUUUAAUGAGAGAACUGCAGAUCAAGGAGAAUGCAAUAAUGACAGUUGCACAACAUGUACUGAUGCGAACGGCUGCAACUCAAAGUACAAAAAUGAUUUUACCUGCAUUAGAUGUCGCAGUGAUUUAUCUCAAGAUUGCCGAGACAUCAAGGCUGACAAAAUCGCAAACUUAAGUCAAACAUGCACAAAUGACGUAUCAGAAGCUAGUGCUACAUGUUUCCAGGGACUUUGGAAUACUGUUUUAAUACGUGGCUGUCUUGUCGAUACUGACAAACAAACUCGAGCAAAAUGUUUGGAUAAAGAUGAUGGGCAGUGCACUACUUGUGAUGGAAAAAAUUGUAAUAUCAAAUCUAUAAAUGGUGCCUCAACUAUAUCUUUGACAACUGGUCUUUUGGCUGUUAUUUUCUUAAGCUUAAGGCAUUUACAUUAAAUAUUUAGAUAACACAUAAAAGAAUUUAAAUUUAUUAAGAAAUAAUAAUAUUUUUGU
This is a messenger RNA of Teleopsis dalmanni, 1553 nucleotides long. RefSeq names its product variant-specific surface protein VSP4A1. Lineage: Eukaryota; Metazoa; Arthropoda; Insecta; Diptera; Diopsidae. The coding region runs from base 174 to 1496 and encodes 440 amino acids. The transcript has 4 exons. The record is from RefSeq and is a predicted model, not a curated record.